GUUUCAAUCCGAGCUUGUUCAUGAAUAAGGCGUUACAGGUUUGUUACCGCAUCCAUUCACUCGGUGAGUCGAUAGGUGGAAAACUCGGCAAAUACAUACGCUAAUUUUUCCCGGUUCUAUUGUAGUGAUGCCGUGAAUACGGCUUGUUUUGAUAAAUACAUACAUGUUCGUUUGUUGGUAGUGGCGUGUUCGUGAAAACCUAAAACAUGCGAUUCGGCUCCCGUAGGGGCACAACGUUUCACGUGUAACGAAGAGAAUUACUGCGCACUGCGCGAAUGCUGUUAUAAAUUAGUUGAAUUCUCACUCGCCUUUUCCUGUGACAGGUUUGGUUUUCAGCUCGACUGUAUGAUACAGCCGUCAGGAAGGCACAAAAAUAGUCCUUUUGUAGUCGGAAGAUUCUCUCGCAGUGCGUUCAUGUAAAAUCACUCGGAAUCGGAAUCUGUGCCACCAGCUGUCAAAAUCGUUUGGGACAAACAUUUUUACACUUGUUCAAAACAAUAAUUAAGUGACAACUGUGUUUGAAGGACGAGUUUAGAGUUACUGUUCAAAAGUGUGAUACAAAGUGAAACAACAAAGUGAAUUUCAAGGUGCCACAAGAUUAUCUUGUUGCCAAUCUUAUCGAAGUGACUGUAAUUCAAUGAUUGCAAGCAGAACAUAACAACUGCGAAUGGAUGUGUCGAUAAUUGAUUAAUGGCCCGGAGCUAUGCCAACUGCCUGUGAAAAUGUGAUGUAAUCAAUAGAGCAGCCACUGGUGGAAUUCCCAAAUACUGAAACUUUGCUUGAUUACCAGACAUCUACCAUAACAUCGUACCGCAAGGCAGGUAGUUCCAUGCGUGCGAUUUUCGUCGAGGAAAUUGUCAUUCAAUCACAAGAGGGUUGCUCUCUGUCGGCUGUGUAAGUUGAUUUCUUUUUCGUGAAUGAAGACAUUUCCACGCAUGCCCGACCUCAGCAAAUCUCUCGUCGGAGACGGGAGUCUGGCACCCAAACGAAGAUGAUGCCGUACUUGUCUACAGCGUUACAAACUGCCACAAACGGGGCGAACUUUCGGUGCCACAUGCACAGGCACACACAUCCUAGACCUGAUCACUAGCACUAGCAACGAAGACGACAACGAAAUUUCCGUCUACCGAAGCAGGAACAACAAACUGCACAAACACGGUGUGCGGUGUUCACCCGGUGUUUCUCCUCAUUCAUCAGCCGUUGUUCCGACGUUCCGGACCAGCGUCAUGUUUCUUCUCCGUGGCACAACAGCGUCCUCCACGGUGAACAGAAGUGAGGGCGAAAUAGUAAACAACCUGAUUUUUAGGACUCUUCGAAACUGAACGUAAAAGUAUGCCCACUCGAGGCUCCGAUUUUCGGCAAAAUAUUGUGAAAGUAUAAUUUAGGUCUCCGGGUUUUUUUCCGGAAGCAAAACAUUGCGUUGAAGUGAAAAGUUUGCGAAAGUGUGUGCUCGAAAUUUUAAGCUGCGGGAUCAGCAACAGUCGUCAACGUCGACGAGGAACGAACGCCAGCAGGGAAAAAAGUAAAAAAAGCACAAACUCCGGUGCGGUUAUAUAAUGAGAGGUCGACGAAUUCCGAUAGCAUUGCCAAACACAGGUGCCCUGUCACGUAGACGCCACACGCUUUACAUCCGAUCGGCCAUCAUUAUUUUUAUUCUGUUUGCAUUCCUGCAAUUUCACGUGAUAAACUAUGACUCAAACGAUUCGGGACCUUCGGAUAGUGCCAACUACUCGACGGCAGCGAUCCUGCAGAUGGUGCCACCGGUUUUCCAUAAAUAUCUAACAUCGAAGACCCGAAAUGCGAGUCACGGUCAAAAUGGUAGCUAUCUUGGCGCUAGUGAGGGCAUUCAACGGUCAGCCAAUAUCAGCGAAAUCCUCCGCAUGAUACACCGCUACAACGAACUGCAGACGAUCCUGAACGAGGACAUCUUCGGUCCGUUACAAAAUGAUUCUGUGAUAAUAGUAGUGCAGGUACACAAACGGAUAACCUAUUUACGGCAUCUAAUCGUCAGCUUGGCACAGGCGAAGGACAUCUCCCGGACGUUGCUGGUCUUCUCGCAUGAUCACUUUGACGAUGACAUCAACGAUCUGGUGCAAAGUAUAGAUUUUUGCAAGGUUAUGCAGAUAUUUUAUCCCUUCUCAAUACAAACUCAUCCGAGUGAAUUCCCUGGAGCAGAUCCCGGAGACUGUCCCAGAGAUAUCAAGAAGGAACAGGCACUGUUACGUAAAUGUAACAACGCGCUGCACCCGGAUCUGUAUGGCCACUACCGAGAGGCUAAAUUCACUCAAACUAAACACCACUGGUGGUGGAAAUCAAACCGAGUGUUUGACCAGCUAGAAGUUACCAAAUACCACACAGGUCUUGUGGUCUUUCUGGAGGAGGAUCAUUACGUCGCGGAAGAUUUCCUCUAUAUCCUAGAGCUGAUGCAGCAAAAGUCGCACGAACUGUGCCCCAAGUGUAAUAUUCUAUCGUUAGGAACAUAUCUUAAGACUUUCAACUACUAUACAUACAACAAGAAGCAGCAAAAGCAACUACUGCAGCAGCAACAGCAACUGCUUCAGAAGCAACAAUCUCAACGACAACAACAAUCCAACAACGGCGAUAGCGACGGUGGUAGCCAGAGUGGUCAACUUACUACCGAAAAAUACGCCUCGCAGUCUCAGUGGGGCUACCAGGUGUUACCGACACUCUACUCGAUUUACCAAAAGGUGGAGGUGACGCCCUGGAUCAGUAGUAAACACAAUAUGGGUAUGGCAUUCAAUCGGUCCACGUGGCACGAGAUUACUCGAUGUGCGCGUCACUUCUGUGAGUACGACGACUACAAUUGGGACUGGUCGUUACAGCACGUGUCACAGCAGUGUCUUAAACAGAAGCUACACGUGAUGGUCGUCAAAGGCCCCCGAGUUUUCCAUAUUGGUGAAUGUGGAGUCCACCACAAAAAGAGCAAUUGUGAGUCCAACCAGGUGAUCUCGAAAGUUCAGCAGGUUCUGCGGGUGGCAAGUCGAUCCCGUCAGCUCUAUCCGAAGUCAAUCUCCCUAAUGGUGGCCAGUGUCAUCAAGAAGACCAAACUGCGCAAAGGCAACGGAGGCUGGGGAGACCAGCGGGAUCAUCAGCUCUGCUUCAACAUGACCCUGAUCGGGCGGUAAUCCGUAAGAAUGUGCAACAUUCCUACUCCUCAUCUUGGAGAAUAGUAAGGUGGAAACGGGUGUUUUUAUUUUUGUGUAUAGAUACGACUGACGAUUAAUAGAGACUCGAUGCAUCCAUCGCCACCACCGUGAUUUAGGGGAAAGCUCUUAGCACUACACGUCCUAAAGAAAAAGUACUACAUUCAGUAAACUACGUGCAAGACGCUUUUGGGAAUACACUAGACUAGCAUUAAUGCCAAACAAGGGAUUUCGUAGGCAAUCGUGUAGAUUUGUGUGUAUGGAAGAUAGUUCAAAAGUACCGUUUUAUAUGUAGAGACACAUUUAGCUUUUUCCUGCAUGACAUUUGAGAUGAAAUUCGACUCUAUUUUCUCACCUCAUUCUGAAUAGCCGAAUCAGAUGACGGGAGAAAUUUACGUGACAAAUCUUUUCUAGAAUUCGUGUCGACUCUUACAAUUAGACGAAAAAAGAUCUAUGAAAGUCACGCGGGAUAAGGUUAAAAGUGGUAUGGUCAAGGCAUGCCGAAAAUAACUAUUUGAUAUUUAAUAGAAUGAAUGUAUCUAUUUUUAUCCCACUAGAUGGGAUACCACACUAUUUCAUUCAUUAUACGACCAACAAUUUGAAGGCAAUAUCUUCCCUUCGCUCCCCAGUAGAAAUAAUAUCAAUAUGAGUUAAGUUUGUAUUUGACCGUAUUUAAAUAUUCGAUUCGAGUGCUCUUGUUCUUAUUCUACCAUUUGAGUCAAUCCUUUGAACGGAUAGCAAACCUCGCUCGAACCAAUGGUUUGAAAUGGGUAGGACAAUUAAAGAAGGACAAAGUUUAAAUUACACUCUCAAUUUUACUUAUGUGGAUGAACUUAGGCGACAUAAAAUAAAUCCAUCUCAAACCUUGAUAUAAUUUGUCUAACGCAAAGUGGUUUUGCAACGAACCUUAAACGAAAAAAAUACGUGUCUAAAUUAAAUUCUUCUUUGAUACGUAUUAUAUCAGUGGCUAUAAACCCCGGCGCUAAUUUAGAAGUUUUGUGCUAAAAUUAAUAGGUGGUUACUUAAAUUUUAUAUCACCGAUCGAAUUUCGUAUAUCUGUCAAAUUAAUGACAUACCUCUAAAUUUAACAAUUCCUAUCUGAAUUUCACAUUCCUUCCAUCUAAUAAUAAUAAUAAUAUUGAUUUUUGUUUAGGAAGUAUAUUUCUUAUAACGGUUCUUAGAAUUUUAGUUCAAAAACAAAUUUUGAUUUGACAUGUGAAGCUGAAGGAACAAGAGUUGAAAAAAUAAGUUUAGUUUGGUUUCCAACCGUUCCUAAUCAAUAGUAGUUCUAAUUAUUUAAAUUCUUAGACCAAUAUAGCUAAGUUUUCUUUAUUUUUUUUAUUUUUUCUACCAUAAAUCUAGGAUCCUUUUCUUCUAUUUCUUCGUUUUUCUUCCAUGUUUCAUCAUUGUUCUAGUUCUAGGAACUUUUUCUUUUUGUAAAAUUGGCAGUAACUUUAUCGGAAAACCUUCAGGAAAUUUGUAUUGCGCUUCCAAUUCCUUUCAUUGAAAACUGUGUCGACACGAAUUUUGAAUAUGUUAUACGUAAUCUAACAAAACUAUCCGGAAACAAAAAAAAACGGUUUGGUUUGACGCACAUUUGUUUCAACUUCAUUUUUAUUGUGCAUUUCCUAAAUAUGUUAUAAAUUUGUGCUCGAUAUCAGAAGAAAAACCGCCACGACUCAAACAUAUUACUGUUUGUACGUAACCUGUAUGUAUAAAUCACUGGCUUAGUUCCAUAGAGUUUAAAGUUCAUUACUUCAUUGUAAUACACGUUUCAUUGUUUAUGUAAGCGGAUUCUAAUUUUAUCAUUAGUGCCGGGGACAUCUGAGUACUAUACAGAUAUUAAUGAUUCUCAUGCUUUGUUCUAUCGGUUCGAUUUUAUAUUGUUCAGAAAAUCAAAAUUCCUCACUAAACUAUUCACUUUUUAUAGUCUUGAAACAUAAAUCAAAUUUGAAAUAAAAUUCAAUAAACCCCACGUUAGUCAGGAAAGAAUAAUAACAAUAAAAAUCCACAAUAAAACGAAACACGUACGAAAUAGGAAGAAAUAUGCCACUUGUACCAGUAAGCACGAAGAUUUUAGAUGAUAUAUUAGAAAAACUAAAUAAAAGUAACAAACGAUAGAAACCAAACGAGGAAACAAUACCAAAACCAAACAACACAACGGUUGAAAAACGCACACCUCAAAAUCCUGCUUCUGCUAAGGUUAUUAAGACAUACUUACCAUAAGUUGAAUUCACAUGUUCAUCCGUCAGUGUUUUGGUGCAAUACCACAACCCUAAUACAAACAUCACCUCUAGUCAUCGCCGAUAUGUUAAAAUAAUUUUUAUAUUGUUGCAUUUAUUUGUUUCUCUUGUUACGUUAUAUAUUUCCAUUAGUUAUCAUUGUUUCUGUUGAUAUGUCAUUUCAUGACGAAAGCUACAAAUAAAGACGUGAUACCAGUCCUAAAAAGAUCACAAGUUUGCAAUCUGAUUCGUGUAAGAAAAGGUAACGUAACAGAUACAAAACUGGAAUUUUAGUAUAUAGGUAAAAAUGAAUGUAAAUACAUUUUGAAAAAUACAAUUUAAAUUAUGUGUAAAACAACCCUA
Messenger RNA from Malaya genurostris, 5749 nucleotides. It is a transcript of the gene Mgat2, whose product is annotated as alpha-1,6-mannosyl-glycoprotein 2-beta-N-acetylglucosaminyltransferase. Gene Ontology annotation, molecular function: alpha-1,6-mannosylglycoprotein 2-beta-N-acetylglucosaminyltransferase activity. NCBI's taxonomy places the organism in Eukaryota, Metazoa, Arthropoda, Insecta, Diptera, Culicidae. The transcript has 12 exons. Gene Ontology annotation, cellular component: Golgi membrane; Golgi stack. The record is from RefSeq and is a predicted model, not a curated record. Bases 1557 to 3146 code for a protein of 529 amino acids. Gene Ontology annotation, biological process: protein N-linked glycosylation; oligosaccharide biosynthetic process.